AUGCGUCGAACAGGUGCCGGGCGGCGGUGGUGUCGCCGGCACGGGAGUACACGCCGAGCAGGGCGGUGCCCACGUAGGGGUCGCCGGCGAGGCCGAGGCGGAGGGCUUGCGAGUGGAGGGCCUUGCCGGCGGCGAGGGAGCAGGCGGCGAGGGCGGCGGAGAAGGUGA
Messenger RNA from Spirodela intermedia, 168 nucleotides. The record is from the annotation of a GenBank genome assembly. NCBI's taxonomy places the organism in Eukaryota, Viridiplantae, Streptophyta, Magnoliopsida, Alismatales, Araceae.